AUGAUGCAUCUCUUCAGCCCCAGGCAGGGUCUUGUUUUUCAUCUACUCUUCUCUGUUCAGUGCUUCACCGUUUCUGCCGUCGAUACAGCUUUGGGGAACGGUCCGUUGGAUUCCAGCCAAGCCCUCCGAGUUCCGCUCGGGGCACUUCCGAACGAUCACGAUGACUUCCAUUUACCCGAGGAGAAUCAAGGGGCCAUUCCAUGGACAAUUUCCUCCCACGUAGCCGGUAAACCGCCGCCGCCUCCGAGUCUGGUCUUUCGCUACGAUUUGCGAGAUCCAGACGAGGUAUUCUCCGAUGGCUUUAAGACUCGCCAACUGGAGAGAGAGGGAAGGCCAUCAUUGGUUGGAUGGGAUAUUUCUCGACAUACAUAUGGCUCCGAGGAGAACCUGGAGAGCACCAACUACGUCUCCACCACUCGACUUCCCAAAGUGGCCGAGGAAUUUGGCGACGAUCUCGAUUCCGGUGGCGAGCAUAGCUUUUUCGACAGCGCGGAACUGACGGAAGCCGCCAAACGACAAAAUCCAGACGGCUCGGUAAACUAUCAUCAUCCCAUAGCGGAUGUCCUUGAAGAUGCGGCUGCUAGGGGGCCGAAGAUGGGAUACAUCUACAUCAUCAAGCCGGACCCAUCCUUCAUCAAUGUCUUUCAAACCCUCGGACCAGAUGGGUUCCAGGAUAAAACUAACCUGCGCCAGCAGGAAUUUGCCGCUAUGGUGGAGAUCAAGUCGGAUCGAAUCAUUGGCGGCUACGAUCUAGCGGAUCCUGAGAAGGUGAUCGAGUUCAACCCGGGAUAUAACCAGGCGUACGAUCGGCAGCGCGCCGGCGUUGGGUACCGGCGUCUCGCCCAUAAUAGCAACGAAGUAAUUUCCAAUAUGGCCAGAAUAAUCCGAGAUAGCGCCGAGCUCGAGAGCAGAAAACUGAGGCAAGAGGCGGCAUUGCGGCACGCUCCAAGGCAUGAGUGGGAAUCCAUGUCAUUGUCUCGUUUCAUCCAAGAAUUCACUGACCGCAAUGCGCCUCCUCCAACCUCCACAGCCACAUAUCCGAGUCACCAAGGCGGUCCCGCCGAAGACGAGAGGGCGGGAACGAGCUCGGCCAGGACGCUGAAACGUCCACUCGAUACCGCAGAGGAUGAUGGAGGUAGUGGUAUAGGUGGCAAGCAUCGUUGCCCGCGUAGUGAAGGGUGUAACCCGAAACAUGUCACCAAUCCGGUCAUGACGGCAAGUACUGGUCAAGGAGAAUCCAAAGCCGAUGGAACAAAUGCGGACCAUGUCAAGGAGUUGGCAUCGGACACGACAGAGCAGCAGAAGAAUGCACUGCUUCAAACGAAUCAUCAAGGCAGGAUGCCAAUCAACCCCCUUGGUACGAAGGCAACCAAAAGCACCGACAACGAACAAGACGACGAGCCGGACAACGAACCAGACAACGAACCAGACAACGAACCGGGCGACGAACCGGGCGACGAGUCGGGCGACGAGUCGGGCGAAGGCCACGGAAUAGAAACCACAAACGAGGCGAUUGAAGGUCGGCCUAGUCAAACGGGGGCUACAGGUAAGCACUUGCUUGCAUCACUAGCACUGACGACGCACCGCGGCCCUGUCCCUGUCCUUGUCCCUGAUGCUCCGUCCACCUGGCCAAAAGCUGCUGGAGCAGGUGCCGUCGCAAACGGCCUUCAACUCGAAACUCAACAGUUGGGAAAUCGGGCAGAAGCCAUCGCCAGCGCGCCCGUGCCCUUGCAGACGAAGCCGAGACGACAACAAGGUCAUGAUCUCGCCGGCUCGAUAUUCUCCGCCGCACAUCAUCUUGCCUCGCAGGCUACCCCUCGUCGGCGCCCUCCCCCGGUCGUCCGCCUCGCCAUGGACCAAGCCGACAUCCCGGCGCUGCUCUCGCGGCUCGGCAGCGACGAAGAUGGCGUCCGCAAGAUGGCCGUCUUCAAGCUGCAGAGCUCCAUCAACGAUCCUGCCUUUGCCGACGUCUUCAUCUCCUCGGGCGGCCUCGCCGUCCUGCGUCGGAUGAUCAUGGGCUCGGGCGGCAACACUCUCGCCUACUCGCUGCAGAGCUUGACACGCCUGCUCGAGGUGGACAUGGGCUGGGAGAUCUUCGAGGGGCCGACGGCGACGGAUCUCGUCGAACGGGUGGUGGAGCUGAUUGUCACGAACCCGCUGGUUAACAUCCUCAGGGGAGCAAUGUCCAUACUCGUCUCGCUCGUCGGCCACUCGCAGUCGAGCGCCGUCGGCUCCCCCGGGGGUGCGACGCCCGGUCCCUUUGGCUUCAGGGCCCUCAAGCCGGCCGUCGCCGUCUACCCGCACUUUUUCGAGCUCGUCAUCCAGCAGCUGCGGAGCGCCGACCACGCACUCUGCGCCAACGCCCUCAUGCUCAUCAACGCGCUGAUACGCGACGCCAUCUCGACGAGCACGCUGGAUGCCGUCGGCGGAUCGGGCGGCGAGGAGUGGGUGAAGCUCGUCAAGAGCUUGCAGGAUCUGGGCCUGACGAGGGCCGUGUACAAGCUCAUGCAGAGCUCGGCGCUGCAAGAUCUCGCCCACCCGAUGCUCGAGUUUCAAUCCCUCAGCAAGGUGCUCAUUCGAAAAUGGCGAGACGUCGGCGUCGACGGCGAGCGGCCGGAACAUCGGCGGGCUCUCGAGAGCAUCCAUCUCGCGAGCGCGUCGGAUGCGAGCGGGAGGCACGACGGCGCCGAGAAGUGGCGGAGGCUUGGCUUCGAGACGGAGAACCCCGGCCAAGAGUUCGAGCCGACGGGCUACCUCGGCAUCAUGGACCUGACGAGCUACGUCCGAAAGCACGAGGAUGGCUUCCAAAAGCUACUGCAGGAGCAGAGCACGAAGCCGCUGACGGACCGUUGCCCCGUGGCGCGGGCCAGCCUCGCCAUGACGACGAUGCUCUACGAGCAUUUCGAGAUCGAGAGGUCCGACGCCGAGGACGCCAAGGGCUAUCAAGGAGGCGAGACCAAGGACCACGACAAGCUGUUCCGGCCCCUGCUGCUGCACUGGCCCCGGCUGCACACGGCCGGCCUGCGAGCCUUCUUCCGAAUAUGGAAGGCCACGGGCGCCGGGGAGGAAGACGACUUCGACAAGGUCGCCGCGCUGGUGCGCAUUCUCGUCGAGCAGGUCGUCGGCGGAGCGACGCGGACCAAGGACGUGCUCGAGGUCGAGGAUGAGCUGCAAGACUACGACGUCGGCCGGCUGCGAGAGGUGCAGAUGGACCUCCUCGAGCUGGCAUUCGACGCCACCUGGGGCCGGCACCUCCACCAGGUCCGGGAGGUGCUGCAGCAGGAGGCUCUGCAGUUCGUCAAGGAGCAGCGAGUUCGAUGCCUCCUGCAGGGUUCGUGGUUCGCCAAGCCGACGAUGAAGCGGGCCACCAUGGAUGCCCAGCUGGCGUCGUCGACUUCGACGCCUUGGAGGUUCGUCAAGCUCUCGCACAACCGUCGGUACCUGCACUACGCAGACUUCGAGUCGCAGAUGGCGCAGGAUCCCGGCUUGGACAGCCUAGACGACAAGGUGGAUCUGAGCACCAUCAGCUCCGUCGUGUCCAACGUGUCGGCGCCCAAGGACGACGCCAAGAGCACCAACAGCGGGUCGACGGCGCAGCAUCAGACGGCCGCCGGCGGCAGCGUGCGGGCAACGACCAAGAUCACCAUCUACGGCAACGCAGGCGCCGUCGACGCGGAGGCGGGCCAAGGGGACAGGCGGGAGGUGCCCAUCCUCACCUUGUGGCCGCUGAGCCACAGCUUGGCAUCCGAGUGGCUCGACGGCCUGCUGAUGCUGCUUCAGCAGGCGCCCAUCACGGCGGAGACGAGCAAGCUGAUCAACCUCGUGAGCGACUACGGGCUGAAGAUCCGGCUGCUCAACGUUCGCAUGGACUCGCCGUUCGAGGGUCCGCCGCCGGGCGCCGGCAUCGUACCGAGCCGAAAGGGUUUGGACGAGGACUACUUCUUCGAGGUGUAG
This is a messenger RNA of Drechmeria coniospora, 3954 nucleotides long. RefSeq lists its product as uncharacterized. Gene Ontology annotation, cellular component: plasma membrane. Gene Ontology annotation, molecular function: toxin activity. NCBI's taxonomy places the organism in Eukaryota, Fungi, Ascomycota, Sordariomycetes, Hypocreales, Ophiocordycipitaceae. The coding region runs from base 1 to 3954 and encodes 1317 amino acids. The transcript is spliced from 6 exons. Gene Ontology annotation, biological process: cell motility; actin filament organization. The record is from RefSeq and is a predicted model, not a curated record.